This is a messenger RNA of Punctularia strigosozonata HHB-11173 SS5, 1843 nucleotides long. RefSeq lists its product as uncharacterized. Lineage: Eukaryota; Fungi; Basidiomycota; Agaricomycetes; Corticiales; Punctulariaceae. The coding region runs from base 118 to 1740 and encodes 540 amino acids. The transcript has 8 exons. The record is from RefSeq and is a predicted model, not a curated record.
GAUCAAACCAGUGCUCGUGAUAGGGGUACAUAAGUACACCCCGGACUGUGGGCUAUCAAGUGGGUACCAGGUCCUCCCGGAACAGCAAUCCUCCAACGCUCCAUCUGAACGAUCAGCAUGGGCGAGGAACGAUACCCGCACCCUUUCACGGAAAAGGAGCAAGGAGAGUACUACGACUCGGAUGAAGAAGGCGACUCCGAGAAGGAUAACCCUCGGACGCUCAUCGAGUUGCGCAUGUGCGCGCUCUCUGCGACUAUCCGAGAAAAGCCGGAGUGGUACAACAAGUUCCGCGACGCGAAGAUCCAGGAGAAAUGGAGAAAGGAGAUCCAGGAGCAGCAGGCAGACUUACAUGACAGUCAGAAGUUGACGUCGAACAUGGUGAACUAUAUAAUGGAAGAACUUGACGCCUACGCUGCAUUGCGGGACGCGGAAACAGGGAUAGAGGCUGGACCGUACGAGAAGAUUUGGCGAUCCGACCAACUCAUCCCUCCUUCACUGAAAGCUAGCCUUGUGCAAGCCGUUCUCCCCCUCGAAUCGGUACCUGACGAUCAGAAGGAUUGGCACCCGGGCUCUGACGGUCAAGUUUUGGAUCUCGUUCACCCUUCUCUAUACCCCAUCGUGUACAGAUGGACUGUGCGCACUACGGGCGAAAUUGUCGACUCACCUGACGAAGACGAUAUGUUCACGUCCGUGAUGUUUCAGUGGCUGCCGUCCGACUUCGACGUAUCCUCCGAUGGCUCUGUUCGUCUUGCGUCGCCCUACAUCAACAACGUGCACCCCAACGAUCAUCGCGACCUGAUGAACGUAAUACCCCAAGUCCUGCAGCAGGCCGUACCAAUGUUUGAACGUGUUCUGUCCGACUUGUCUCGGGAGAAGCCUUUACCGACACGGAUUGAACUCGGCGAUCGCAAGUUCCCGGCCUGUGUGUGGCCAGAUGGAGACGUCCCUAAUCCUUCGGAUGACGACGACGACGACGAACAGUGGUAUGAUAACCAGCCAAAGGUUUGGCCGGAAAGUAAGCCACACUACGCUGGAAGCCUCGACGAGGUGCAGAGGACGGUCAGCUUGCACGGCCAACGGCUGCAAGUGAUUGUGAAGCUGGCCAACAUCGUGCUCACGCCGGACAAACCUGAGUAUCCCGGCGGAAAAUGGCACGUUGAAGGCAUGAGGAACGAAUCAAUAGUUUCGUCUUUCAUCUACUACUAUGAUUGCGGAAAUACCACCGAAUCCAGGUUAUCCUUCCGCCAUGCCGUUGCCGAACCUCGUUAUCACUGCCAAGACGAUUCAUACUGCAUGAAGCACCUUUACGGCAUUGACAGAGAUGAUCCGUGCGUGCAAGAGGUCGGCAGCGUGAUCACGAAGCAGGAUCGCUGCAUCGCCUUCCCGAACCUGUACCAACACCAAGUGUCCCCCUUCAAGCUAGCCGAUCCCACGAAACCCGGACACCGCAAAAUCCUCGUCUUCUUCCUCGUUGAUCCGCACGUGAAGGUGCCCUCUGCGACCGACGUCGCUCCUCAGCAGCGUUCAUGGGUGCGCAGGGCGAUGGGUGAAGCGCCUGCGGGAUCGUUGUGGAAUAAGCUUCCGGUGGAGAUCCUGGAUUAUAUCGCCAAUUACUCCUUCACCAUGAGCGAGGACGAGGCGAAGCAGUAUCGGCUGGAACUCAUGAAGGAGCGCACCGUUUUCGUUGACACGGUUAACGAGGAGCGUUUCGGGCAAGAAUUCAACAUGUGCGAACAUUAAGGCCAUCCGAGUCCUCACCGGUACGGUCAAGGACACGUCGACAGGCCGCGUAGCGCUCGAAUACCUGAUAUGAAUGUACUGCACAGAGCAAUAUAUGAUUUUC